Messenger RNA from Adineta steineri, 1884 nucleotides. The record is from the annotation of a GenBank genome assembly. Lineage: Eukaryota; Metazoa; Rotifera; Eurotatoria; Adinetida; Adinetidae.
AUGUAUGCUCGAAGACUUCUAUUAAAAAAAUUUCUUCGUCAUGAUUUCGACUUGUUUAUAAAACCUUGUACACAACAUUCAAAUUGUUUAUUUGUACCUAAAUAUGAACAAUUACGUACAUAUUCAUUAUCAAGUACUGUAUCAACAAGGUCAAACAAUAGUUCAUAUAUCCCACGUGAUAUAGGACAAAGUUCAAAAAGUGGUGGUAGCGGUAGCGGUAGUGGUAGUAAUAAUGAUGAUGGUGGUUCAGGUAAAAUACCAUUUCUCUGUCCGAAAUGUGGUGAUAUUUGUACACAUAUUCAAAGUCUUGUUUCUUCAACACGAUUUGUUAAAUGUGAAAAAUGUAGUCAUUUUUUUGUUGUUGUUUCGGAAAAUGAAGGAACAAAAAAAACUAAAGAAGAUAAAACAAAAAAACGGCAACCACCACCAAUACCAAAAAAGAUAUAUGAAUUUUUAAAUAAAUAUAUUAUUGGUCAAGAUCAUGCAAAAAAAGUCAUGGCAGUUGCUGUUUAUAAUCAUUAUAAACGUUUAUAUAAUAAUCUUCCAACAACAACAACAACAACUACAGCUAAACCUCAACAAAAUUUAUCAGAUUCAUUGAAUGGUCUUAUGUCAAAUUCUCCAAAUCAACAACAACAACAACGUUUAAUGCUUAAUGUUGGAAUUCCAUUUUAUACAGUACCAUUAGAUGGUUCAAAUCCUAAUUCAUCAUUUAAUUCCAGUAGUAAUAAUAAUAAUAAUAGUGAAGAAUUAAAACAUGGAAGUUCCGUUAUGAAUAAUGAUAAAUAUGAUCUUAAACUUGAAAAAAGUAAUAUUCUUAUGCUUGGUCCAACUGGUUCUGGUAAAACUCUUCUGGCACAAACAAUUGCAAAAUGCCUUGAUGUACCAUUUGCUAUUUGUGAUUGUACAACACUUACCCAAGCGGGUUAUGUGGGUGAAGAUGUCGAAUCUGUUAUUGCUAAAUUACUUCAAGAUGCAAAUUAUAAUGUUGAACGUUGUCAACAAGGUAUUGUAUUUUUGGAUGAAGUCGAUAAAAUUGGUAGUGUACCAGGUAUACAUCAACUGCGUGAUGUUGGUGGUGAAGGUGUACAACAAGCUUUAUUAAAAAUGCUUGAAGGUACAAUAGUAAAUGUUCCGGAAAAGAAUUCCAAAAAAAUGCGUAGUGAAACGAUACAAGUUGAUACAACGAAUAUAUUAUUUGUUGCAUCUGGUGCAUAUACAGGUUUAGAUAAAAUUAUUAGCCGACGUAAGAAAGAAAAAUAUAUCGGUUUUGGUACAACAUCAAAUGAAGCACCAUCACGUCGUCGUGCUUCUCAAUUAGAUUUACAUGAUCACCAUGAUGAUAAUAAUAAUUCUAGAAUUGAAGAAGAAAAUUUAGAACGUGAUAAAUAUUUACAAGAAUGUGAAGCUCGUGAUUUAAUUGAAUUCGGAAUGAUUCCAGAAUUUAUUGGAAGAAUACCGGUGAUUGUUGCAUUUCAUAGUUUAAAUGAAGAUAUGCUUGUAAAAAUUUUAACUGAACCUAGAAAUGCUUAUAUACCACAAUAUCAAACUCUAUUUCAAAUGGAUAAGGUUCAAUUAGAUUUUACUGAUGGUGCUCUACGUUCAAUAGCUAAAAAAGCUUUACAUCGUCAAACAGGUGCUCGUGGUCUUCGAUCAAUACUAGAACGUAUUUUACUUGAAGCAAUGUUCGAUAUUCCUGAAUCUGAUAUAGUCGGCGUUCGAGUUGAUGAAGAAUCCGUUAAAACAAAUAAAUGUCCGGAAUAUAUUCGUUCACGUCCAACAACAACAACAACUACAGAUGAUCUUCAUGAAAAUUCUUCCUCAUCGACAGAAACUAAAAAUACAAAAGAUAAUGAUAAUAAAAUUUCUAUACCAACGUGUUAG